AACAUUGAUAUAAUGCGCGAGUGUAUCAAGCGCAGCGUUCACGCGGGAACUGAUUAAUAACACAUAACACAGCACAGACAGCACACACACGGGUCACUGUAGUUUUUAAAAUCUAGGUAGUGGGUCAAGGCAGAAAGUGAGCUCAGAACUGAGCAGAGAGCGCGCAGGGAACGGGACAGGUCCAGACGUUACCGACAGUACCCGAGCAAUCUCCGCCGCAGCUGUACUGGAGCUGAGCGGGCCGACAUGGACGAGCAGCCGCGCCUGAUGCACGCUCAUGCGGCCGUGGGGAUGAGCGGACUCCCCGGCCUGUCUCAGCACAUAACGGAGAACACCGGAGCGACGGACGGCGACGGCAGAAAACAGGACAUCGGAGACAUUUUACAGCAGAUCAUGACCAUCACCGACCAGAGCUUGGACGAGGCGCAGGCCAGGAAACAUGCGCUAAACUGCCACAGAAUGAAACCGGCACUCUUUAACGUCCUGUGUGAAAUCAAAGAGAAAACAGUGUUGAGUAUCCGUGGCGCCCAGGAGGAGGAGCCUCCCGAUGCCCAGUUGAUGCGAUUGGACAACAUGUUGCUGGCAGAGGGCGUGUCCGGGCCAGAGAAAGGGGGCGGGUCUGCGGCAGCCGCAGCCGCAGCGGCGGCGUCAGGUGGAAUUGGAGCCGAUAAUUCAGUAGAACACUCCGAUUACAGAGCCAAACUUUCUCAAAUCCGUCAGAUCUACCACACAGAGCUGGAGAAAUACGAACAGGCAUGUAACGAGUUCACGACUCAUGUGAUGAACCUGCUGAGAGAGCAGUCUCGCACGCGACCCAUCUCGCCCAAAGAGAUUGAGCGCAUGGUGAACAUCAUCCACCGCAAGUUCAGCUCCAUCCAGAUGCAGCUGAAGCAGAGCACCUGCGAAGCCGUCAUGAUCCUGCGAUCUCGAUUUCUCGACGCCAGGAGAAAAAGACGAAACUUCAACAAACAGGCCACAGAGAUCCUGAAUGAGUAUUUUUACUCUCAUCUCAGUAACCCGUAUCCUAGCGAGGAGGCUAAAGAGGAACUGGCCAAAAAAUGCUCCAUCACAGUCUCACAGGUGUCCAACUGGUUCGGAAACAAACGAAUUCGAUAUAAGAAGAACAUCGGAAAGUUCCAGGAAGAAGCCAACAUGUACGCCGCCCGAACGGCUGUCAACGCCGCAAGCGUGUCGGCACAUGGCAGCCAGGCCAAUUCCCCAUCUACUCCAAAUGCAGCAGGUUCUGCCGGCUCUUUUAACAUGUCAAACUCUGGCGAUUUAUUCAUGAGUGUUCAGUCUUUGAACGGGGACUCAUACCAGGGCUCUCAGGUGGGAGCCAAUGUGCAGUCACAGGUGGAUACCCUUCGCCAUGUUAUCAGUCAGACAGGAGGAUACAGUGACGGCCUCGCGGCAAACCAGCUGUACAGUCCACAGGGCAUCAAUACGAACGGUGGCUGGCAGGACCCCACCACCCCCUCCUCCGUCACGUCCCCCACAGAAGGACCCGGAAGCGUUCAUUCUGACACCUCCAACUGAUCUCAGAACGGACUCUCUCCACCACGCCAGACUGACUUAACCCACCUCACGCUUUACAUGCUCUUCUCUCCAGCGUGUAAAUGAAAACACAAAAGCUUAUAAUCAUCUUCACAAAAAUGUUUUUUAAUGCUACCUCUCAGACAUAAAUGUGUAACAUUAAUAAACAAAUAGUGACAAAUGGAACAAGACAAAGAGAAUAGGAAGUUUAGAAUAGAUAGUUCGAGAUGUCAACCCUGUUACAGAAUUGAUCGUUCAAUGCCUUCAUUAGCAGAAAAGGCAUUAUGUUAUGUUUGAAAAAUUUUGCAAUUUUACCAUAGUGCCAAAGUACUUUUAUAUGUAAACACUCUUCAGUAACAUUUUACAUUACACAUAUUUUACAUUUUUAUUUUAUUUGUAAUAGACUUGUAAGAGAGUUGAUUGGGUUUACACUGCCUCACAAGUAAAAUAAACCUUUGAAUUGCAAAUUGUUCAUUUGCAACAAAUAAUGGAUGGUCAUAAUUUUGCAAUUCAUUUUAUAAAGUUUAAAUAGAUUUGGUGUGUCAAUUUGCAUUUAAUAUCUAAAGGUAAUUACAGCAUAAUAUUAUACAUUUUUGCAUCUUAAAUGAAUUCUAAUAUGGAUAUAAUUUUGCUGAAUUCUCAUGAGGCGUUUGAUAAAUACAUCCACAAAUACGCAAAUCACAUUAUUUAUUGAAUUUCAUCACUGCACAUCAGAAUGCAAUAAAAGGCAAUCGUAGUGAACUAAUCCGAAAUGUAAAUGUUUCAUCCGGUUUCGUACCAUGUCAGCCUGCUCAUUGGGCUACCCUGAUACCAAAAACCACAGAUGUGUCCGUUCUUUACGUUAAUAUCACUUUAUUAACGUUGUUCAUGUUGUAAAUUGUGUAAUAUCAGCACUGGGAAGUGUUUCUCGCAAAAGUCCUGGUGCGUUAUAAUCAAAACCAAAAAUCCAGCUGGAAUUCUGUCACGUUUCUUGAAAACGGAAAAACAAACAAUGGCACACAAAUGCAGAAAUCGUUCGGAUAUAUUUUUGAUGCCCUCCUGUUGUAAAUAGCCAAUUCUCGUUUCUUAUUUCAUAUUCGGCUUGUUUACAGGGCAACCAUAUUUUUUAUUUUUUGUCGCGAGCAUAAUGUGAAUUAGCCCAAGAAUGUGCGCUAGCUUCUAUAUGUAGAUAUGCACCUUUACUCUUGGUUUGCUUCUUUUGAUAACAGUCACAUCCAUGUUCAUAUAAAAUGUUGAAAGUGUGGCUAUGAAUUCACACGAUUUUGAGAUUUCAGGAGAUUCUCGUGCUCCUGAAAAUAUCAAACAAUAAAUUCUCCAAUGGUAAAUACAAGAUCAGGCCCACAAUUAUUGCAUUUAGAAAUUAGGUUCCCUUUGCUCACAACAUUCACUGCCUGCCCAGCAGCACCGUAUUGAGAAAAGCUUCAUAUAAUGAUGCUUUUAGUUUUUGCGUACAAAGCCGUUUGUAAAACAUCAAAUGUUUACUUUGUUGCAUGUCUUUCGUUCUUUAAAAUCCUGCAGUGUUUUUGAAUAUAUCUCUUUUUAUAUAUUAAACGCAGAGAUAUUCUCUUGUCAAGUUUUAACUUUGAAGAUCUCUGCAUAUGUAUAAAAGGAAUAAAAUGGAACAGCAAACUAAUGUCUUUUCGAUUCCAACUUGUUUUUUUGUGAAGAAAAAAAAACUAAAAAUUUACAGCAAAGUUUUUUUUUUUUUUUUUUUUGUCUCUUAAUUUGUACUGGUAAUGCAUAUUCUGAAUAAAUAGUUUCUUUUGAUGCAAUA
This is a messenger RNA of Myxocyprinus asiaticus (Chinese sucker), 3307 nucleotides long. RefSeq names its product pre-B-cell leukemia transcription factor 1-like. The record is from RefSeq and is a predicted model, not a curated record. NCBI's taxonomy places the organism in Eukaryota, Metazoa, Chordata, Actinopteri, Cypriniformes, Catostomidae. Bases 247 to 1536 code for a protein of 429 amino acids. Gene Ontology annotation, molecular function: DNA-binding transcription factor activity, RNA polymerase II-specific; RNA polymerase II cis-regulatory region sequence-specific DNA binding. Gene Ontology annotation, cellular component: nucleus. Gene Ontology annotation, biological process: embryonic organ development; neuron development; regulation of transcription by RNA polymerase II. The transcript has 9 exons.